AUGCAGCGCUUUCAAGCUCAGAGCGCGUCUCAGCUACACCAGUCGCCCUCCGUCUCGGACGCUUCAGAGUUUUCCCCUAAGGACACUACUGGUGCCAUAGCGCCAGAGUUGCAACAUCUCUCUUCGAGCGACAUCGCUAUACUCGACGCUGUUAUCCACCGCGCGGGUCACUCGGCGACGACAUUUUUCACCGUUUUCAAGGCGUAUUCCGACGUCCUAAAGGAGCGUGGUCUGGAUCCUCAGGAAGUGGUGUACUAUGGAAAGCUGCUGAAGUUGGGAACGAUGAAGGGAAAGAAUUGGGGAGAGAAAUGGGAUCUGGUCAAGGCACAGCUGGGAAAGGGAGCUGUUAUAUCCGCGGUUGACCACUCAGAUGUCGAGUCAGAAGUUGCGCCGUUCGAAUCUGUGAGCAGAAUCUUUGAGCAACCUUACGUGCGUCCUGCUGCAAAACAAGCACACGCCCCGUUACGCCAGCCGUAUACAUCCCGCGACCUCGACAAGACAUUUUCGCUGGUCGCUCAAUCUACCCCAUUCGAGAAGGCAGAUUUCGUCAAGCAGACAUCAACGAAGCCAGAUGAUUUCAUCUCUUCUACGCCGGUACAACGAGUCAAAGCCAGAACACGUGUAGCUCCCACUAUCGGCUCAGAAGAUGGAGAAAUCUCGUCCCCAGUGCCACCAUCCUAUAAAUCUACGGCUCAUGAACAUACCCUUCCUGUUGCACCGUUGUUGCAGAAGCCGGAGAACAGGAGCCACAAUCCCCGCCCCGAGCUCAUGCUCAAACAUAGAAAGAUCGUCGCGCCGCCGAAGGAGAAGAAAAAAGCGGCAGAUAUGGAUGAUGCCUGGAAGAACAUCAAGAUGGAAGAGGACGAGAAGUGCGCAGAUGAUUUCCGAGAGACAAUACUCAUUGCAAAGUGCUUUGAAAUUUGGAAACAGGGCUAUUUCUGGAUCAAGACAACCCAUCAACAAAUACAAGAAGCAAGAGACAGUCUUUUGCUGAGAGUGUUUAUGCAACGCUGGGGAACUCGCUUGGCUUCUCAGCGACAUCUGGAGGGACAGCUCAUCGCACGGUUCAUGCGACGUCAUCUCAAGCGAAUCUUUAGGACAUGGCAGGUGAAACUCGGGCGCAAACGUCAAAUUGCUUGGAGAAUCGAGAUGCGCCAGAAGAUGAAAGUCGUCAAGAAUAAGUCAGAAUUUCGGGUCAAGAAGGAUGUCUGGAUGAAAUGGCAGCAACAGCUACUUGCACGCCGUGCACACGAACACUACGAGCUCGGCUUAUUGUCCCGAUCUCUCUCUCGUUGGAAGCAAACACUCGUUCGAAUUGAUGAUUUGGACAACAUCGCAGAAGAAUUUUCGAGAAAGACUGCUCUCGAAGCCGUCGUGCGCUGCUGGCAUUAUUGGAAAGGUAGCACAAUUUUAAAGCACCAAGGAGCUAUUGUGAGUCAACGAGUUGACUGCAGAAUCAUGGCAGAAGCGUUCGAUGUAUGGAGGAACCGCAUGGCAUACAUCGAGGUCGCUGAGACGUUCCGCCACAAAAUCACACAAAAACGCGCUCUGUCUGUGUGGAAAAUGUCUAUCAACGGAUUAAAGGCCUUGGAUAAUCGGGCAGAGAAAUAUGUUGCUCGACAGGACGAAUCUCUCUUGCGGGCCGUAUUCCGGAUAUGGAGAGCUCGCAUGAGAGGUAAACGACUGGAACAAUUCAAAACCUUGAGGCUCAUGAAGUAUGCAUGGCAAAAAUGGCGAUAUAGAGUUGGAAAGGAAGAGGCCCAACUCGAGGUUUCUAAGACGUUCUUGAACCGCAUCAACUCGCGAGUGGUCGCCUCUGCUUUCAUGAGAUGGCGCGAGGUUCAGACCACUCAUCGAAAUGCUCUUGCUUAUGCUGUCAAAUACGACGAAACCCAUCUGCAAGCAAGAGCUUUGCUCCUGUGGCGCAUUCGACUGGCUGACAAUAUUCAAUCGGCCAAAGUUGCACGUUGGGCACACCGAUAUUUUGCAACUCGCAAAGCGUGGCAACUCUGGAUCCAGGCCGCGGAAGAGAAGAGACGGCAAAGGCGAUUGCAGGAAUUCAACAGAUCGAAACUGCGCACAUUGUUCAACGUUUGGCGGCAUCGGACAACUAAAGAACGUCAAAUGAAACAAUGCGAAGAAAUCGUGCAGGAGCUCAUAAACCACCGCGUAAUCCGCGCAAUGUUGACUAGGUGGACGAACCGAGUUAUUGAGAUCAAGUCGCGGGAACUCGACGUAGCAACCCAAUGUGAUCUUGCUCUGCAGCGAGCCGCAUGGGUGAAAUGGAGAAUAUGCCGCCAGCAACAUGUAGAGGAGGUGAGUCUCCUAGAGAACUAUCUUCUAGUCAAGAAAGAAGAUCUCCUCCGCCGGACUUUCUAUCGAUGGAUGGCCUCGAAGCGUUUAGCUGAGCACCGCCGUGUUACCCACCAACGGAAGGAGGCUCACCUUAGACAAGUGGCCAUCGUCACUGCUUGGGAUAAAUGGAGAGAACGGUUCAAGGAAGAGAGAUUGCUGCCUCUGGAGUAUGAAGUUAUUCUGGCCAACCGGCGAAAUCUUAUGCUCCGCGCUUUCAGCGCGUGGGUCGGCAAAUCUGAUUCCCUACCUGCUGUGAGGUUCCAUUCGAAGCACCUGAAGGCUAAAUUCUUCAAGUUAUGGCGAAAUGUUAUGCCCAAUGCCAUGAGGGUGAAGAAAGCCCGCGAGACAGAUAGGACCAACACGCUUGCCAGGUAUUUUUCAAAAUGGGUGCAGACCUAUAAAACCAAGACCACCCUCAAGGCUGUGGCUCGGGCGAAAUGUUUGCGAUUACCUACGACUGCGACACGACAACCUGCAUUACGACCUGCUUAUUCUGCACCCACGAGUGGCCUUUUCCCUCGUCGGAGACCCCCAACGCCUGUCGACGAAAGCCAUGCAGAUGAGACUGCGUCUGUUGUAUCUUCGAGAACUCCUUUCGUUUCGAGACGAAGGGUAGAGUGCGCCAUCCCAGCGCGUUCCGAGAAGAGUCCCACUCGUUCAGAAUAUGCCCCAUCUGUCACCCGUCAAUCAAGCCCCGUUCGCUCAAUCGUCUCCAUGCCCGACCGACGAUCGAAGACUCCGACAUCGUUUAACCCUCCUGCUUCAAUAGCAAGCAGUGCAGUUGAAGGCGAAAGUCUUUGGACUGCCAUUCGAAAGGCAGGGCAAACACGUCGACCCAGGAACCUAUGA
This is a messenger RNA of Cyclocybe aegerita, 3204 nucleotides long. The record is from the annotation of a GenBank genome assembly. Lineage: Eukaryota; Fungi; Basidiomycota; Agaricomycetes; Agaricales; Hemipholiotaceae.